UACAUACACACUCCAUUAACCAAUCACCAACCUCUUAUUUUAUUUGAAAAUUCAUACCUCUUUUGACUCUGUCAUACUUUCACAUAAACCAAAUAUUCAAAUAGAUAAUAUAAUUUGUUCACUAUAAUAAUCAAAAUUCUUCGAUUAAAUUUGUCAAUUAACAUUAUCUACUACACUUCUUAAUGAUUGAGAAGAAAUAUCAACAUUAUUAAUCGGAAUUGUUUUUUAGUUUUUUUUUUCUAAGUUAGUUGAAAAAUUAGGGUUCAUCAGAAUCAGUUUCAAUUAAUAGUGUAGCAAUUGUCGUUGACUUACCACCGAAUUGCAUUCAAUUCCAAUUUUUGAUUUCUGAAAAACAUCCGUCACCUUCUUUUUUUUUUCCCCCAAUUUUUGCCUCUAGAUCCGUAAUUCCCUAAUUUUCUCUCUCUAACUCUGUUUUUGUGAUCCGAAAUUUCCCCAAAUCACCGACUUUUUUGGAAUUUACUCAAUUCUAGGUCAAAGUAUUGAAUUUUGUUAUCUGGGUUUCAUCAAUCGCAUUGGAAAUUUCAAGAAUUCUGGGAAAAUUUGAUCAAUUUUGAGUAGAAAUUUUAAGGGGAAGGAGGGAGAAAAUGAGUAGUGAUAAGGAAGGAGUGAAGCUAGACGACGAACAAAUUGCAGAAUUGAGGGAAAUUUUUCGAACAUUUGAUCGAAACAACGAUGGAAAAUUGACUCAAUUAGAGUUAGGGUCAUUGUUGCGAUCAUUAGGGUUGAAACCUAGCGAAGAUCAGCUAGAAACCCUAAUUCAAGCAGCUGAUAAGAAUAACAAUGGGAUGAUUGAAUUUUCAGAAUUUAUUUCUCUGGUAUCCCCUGAUCUUAUUCCAACAAAAUGCCCUUACAGUGAAGAACAGCUUAAGCAGUUAUUUAAGAUGUUUGAUAGAGAUGGCAAUGGAUUGAUCACUGCGGCCGAGCUCGCCCAUUCGAUGGCGAAGCUCGGGCAUGCUUUGACUGCUGAGGAGCUCACUGGUAUGAUCAAGGAGGCUGAUACUGAUGGUGAUGGUUGUAUCAAUUAUCAGGAGUUCUCUCAGGCGAUCACCUCCGCCGCCUUUGAUAAUUCGUGGACUUGAAUUGAAGUGGUUUUGCUGGUUUGUGAGUAUUUAGUCCCUUCUUUUACAUUCAAAGGAUACAUGGUUUUGUUCUGCAAUUUGUUGUUGACCUUUAAUAACCAUAUAUACUAUCAGUUCAAGUCUUUGAUUAAGGUUUCUGUGGAUUGCUUUUCAUGUUUUUUGGAUGACAUUGAUUGUUUACUUUGGAGUUCUUGCUCUUUUUGUUUGUAUAUAUACCGAUGUUUUAUAUAAAGUUUCAGCGUCCUUGGUUCAUUUCAUGUAUUGGAGGCUAAGCUGGUUGUUUUCCACGAUAUUGAGCAAUAAACAAGUUCAAAUUUACCUGAUAGUA
Molecule: messenger RNA, 1428 nt
Organism: Chenopodium quinoa (quinoa)
Lineage: Eukaryota; Viridiplantae; Streptophyta; Magnoliopsida; Caryophyllales; Amaranthaceae
Product: probable calcium-binding protein CML18
Exons: 1
Coding region: 606-1100 (164 amino acids)
Cellular component (GO): myosin II complex
Molecular function (GO): calcium ion binding
Source: RefSeq, a predicted model, not a curated record